UGAACUAGUGCAAGCAAAUGGAGGCGCCUGCAAAACAACAUUCGUGCCGCCUUACAGCCCCGCCCGCGGAGUCCUGGGGCGCGCUGAGAGGCCGGGCUGCAGGCUGGUUGGCCGGGGCGCCGGGGGCUGGUAGCGGGGGGCGCGAGGGGAGGCCAGGGCGCGCGGGGAGGCCGGGAUUGCAGGCUGGUUGGCCAGGGCGCGCGGGGCCGGUAGCGGGGCGCGCGCGGGGAGACUGGGGCGGACGCGGAGGCCGGAGCGCGGGGCGGCUGGGGCGCGGGGAAGCCCGGGCGGAAGCUGAGGCGCGCGGGGAGGCCAGAGCUGCGGGCGGGGAGCCUAGGGCGCGCGGGAAGGCGCGGGGCAGCGGGCGCGGGCCCCGCCGAGCCCCGGGCCGCACUCACCGCCGCGGCGCGUCCCCGUUGGCGGGCCGCGCAAGCCUGGCCGCCGCGGAGCCCGCCGGACGCGCUGAAAAGGAAAGGCCGGAGCCCUCCGGCUCCCUCCCCUGGGACACUUCCUGCUCCGCUCUAGGACCGGGGAGGUCUCCGCAUCUCAGUGGUCGAGUCUUCCAGGUUCUGGAGCUUUGGGAGAAAGCAUGUUCCGGAUCCCUGAGCAGGCCCGAUUCCCACUACCCCUCUGCAUCAUCUGCUCCGCACUGAAGUCGGACUUUCCCACAGAAGAGAAGGCAAAGAAAACCUCCCAUCUACCAGAGGGGCGCCUGGUGGAAGAUAACCCAUUUACUUCAGAUCCUGUUGAAGGCCAAGCAGAAAUAAAACCAGCCCUCACCCCUUCCCGGAAGAAAGUGGCCUGGCAGACCAGAUGGGGUGAAAGGGGAUGGACUGAGAGGAACCUGGAUCCCUUAGCCGUGUUGUCCUCAUUCCAGGGGCCUGGGCGCCUCCCGUAUCCUAUUAGCUGCAAAUCGUCACCCCUGACUAGUGCAGUUACUGAGAUCGGCCAUUUGUCAAAUGCCUGGAUUCUGACUUUCGCAGGAGAUGUGCCAACGUGAAGCUCUUUGU
This is a messenger RNA of Hyaena hyaena (striped hyena), 1010 nucleotides long. RefSeq names its product fibril-forming collagen alpha chain-like. The transcript has 2 exons. The record is from RefSeq and is a predicted model, not a curated record. Bases 18 to 653 code for a protein of 211 amino acids. NCBI's taxonomy places the organism in Eukaryota, Metazoa, Chordata, Mammalia, Carnivora, Hyaenidae.